AGAACGUAACUACGUAUAAGUUAGUAACAAACACACUCCAUUCGCGGGCAAACGCGACCGCUGCCAUGCCGUGUAAAUGAUAACAUAAACUUAUGUUUACGAUAACAUAAAAUCAAAGAAAAUUAUUAAAAUAUUAACAAGAGUUUUAAAAGAAAAUGUGGGUGGAUGUUAGCGGUAGGGAAAGGCAGAAUUAUUUAUCGGCUGCUAAUGGAUCAUUUAUUCCUGGAUACACAGGACAUUGCCCGCUACUGAAGUUCCGCUACGGAAAAUGCUACGGUGACAACACUCGACAGAUUCUCAAGGAAAUCCGCUCUAAAGGAUUGUUCAACAAGCCACUGAAGUACAGGCCAGGAGACAACUACGAGAUCGACAACAUGCCGCGACGCAACACCCCCACGCACGACGUGUAUGACGGCACCAGGCACAGGCAACCCGCCUACAUGACCGGCUACACUGGAUACGUACCUGGCAUGAACUUCACUUACGGCAAAUCAUACGGACGUGCAGCUGACGACUGCAUGGCAGACUUCACAGCGAACCAAAGAGAGUUACAACGCAAAGCGGAUUUCAAUCGGAGCUUCGUGAGAUCUCGGAGCGCGCCGAAGAUGGAGACUGUGCACUCCAGGGACGAGAUCCGACGAGAUUUGAGCAGAUUUAGGGAGAUCAACAAAUACAAAGAGAACACGAUAUCACCAGAAUUCCCACCCAUAGCGGGAUACACAGGCCACAUCCCACGAAUAAAGGGGUCAGAAGCCUCCCUCAGCCAGCGCUACCAUUGCGCCGCCAAACGAGGCCUCGAGCUCAUCAAGAUGGAAAGAGAAAAAAGGAAGGAGCUCCAAAACGCGAACGUCAACAUCAAAGCCAUCCUCAAGGAUCACGACAGGAAGUACUCCUACUGGAACUGGGGAUAGCACACGGGGAGAAGAAUGUUCUUCACCAAAUGUCGAUGAGCAUUCUUCCUUAGGUCUUAAGGAACAGUAUUAAGAGAAAUGAAUACAGUGGACCCCCGGUAAUCCGGCACCCCCCGUA
This is a messenger RNA of Maniola jurtina (meadow brown), 1029 nucleotides long. RefSeq names its product protein FAM166B-like. The record is from RefSeq and is a predicted model, not a curated record. Lineage: Eukaryota; Metazoa; Arthropoda; Insecta; Lepidoptera; Nymphalidae. The coding region runs from base 156 to 911 and encodes 251 amino acids. The transcript is spliced from 5 exons.